Exophiala viscosa is the source of this 837-nucleotide messenger RNA. RefSeq lists its product as uncharacterized. NCBI's taxonomy places the organism in Eukaryota, Fungi, Ascomycota, Eurotiomycetes, Chaetothyriales, Herpotrichiellaceae. Bases 323 to 679 code for a protein of 118 amino acids. The transcript has a single exon. The record is from RefSeq and is a predicted model, not a curated record.
CAGCACGACUUCGCUAACAGUAGACGAAGACUUUCAUUGCCAAAUGAACGAUGAACCAAGAUCGUAAUCACCAAAGUUGAUUGAGAAACCUCGGGACAUUGUUCAAAGAGUGACGCACCAAUCCUGACCACAGGAGCAUACUAGUACCGAGCCGUAUUGUAAACCUAAACCAACUUCUUGACAAUUUACUCCAGACCAACUUAUAUAGAAAUCACUGCAUCAGUCCAGCAAGACGAUUUCAAGUCCCAAUCAAUCACCAUCCCAGUCCAGGUCUCUCAUCUGCAAAAGAAGAUCGAAGCGGAACUCAAUCUGUUCGAUCGCGAUGCCGAACAAAUCAGGAUACACCUUCAACUUCUCCUCGUCCGUAUCCUACAGUUCAUCGACCAACGGUCACGGCACAACACACCGGGUGACAGAAUCCGUCACAAGCAACAAUCGCGAUGGUACCACGGUCCGCCGCGCACAGGAAGAAACAGGCAGACCACGCAUCCAGGAAGAGCGACACUAUGCUCCCGGCUCACGAUUAGGCGCCAGAGUCACUAAUGACAAUACGUCAAGUCAAGGCCGGAUCCAGGAUGUCACGGAUCAAGACGAUGAGGAUGAGGCGCAGAAGGAGCGCGAUCGACAGUACGAGGAGCGUAUGGAGGACGAGUAUGCUAAGAGGGAGGGCGGUGCGUAAUGCACGACUUUCAAGGAGCUGGGGAGAUACAGUACCUCCCAUGCCGAUACUCGACGACAUGGAGUGCCUUGGCUUCAACCUGAGUGGCCUGGAUCUUACUGCUUCAUUCAACACGAUUUCUCUGAAGAUGUGUUCUCGAUAGAAACGAGCGUGUCUCA